Molecule: messenger RNA, 3693 nt
Organism: Venustampulla echinocandica
Lineage: Eukaryota; Fungi; Ascomycota; Leotiomycetes; Helotiales; Pleuroascaceae
Exons: 7
Coding region: 1-3693 (1230 amino acids)
Biological process (GO): intracellular protein transport; Golgi to vacuole transport; receptor-mediated endocytosis
Cellular component (GO): membrane coat; AP-1 adaptor complex
Molecular function (GO): clathrin-cargo adaptor activity
Source: RefSeq, a predicted model, not a curated record
AUGAUGAAGCAAUUCAUCCGCAAUGUGCGUGCGUCCAAGACAAUCGCCGAUGAGCGCGCUGUGGUGCAAAAGGAAAGUGCCGCCAUACGAGCAAGCUUUAGAGAGGAGAGCGGGGACUCAAACGUCAGGCGGAAUAAUGUCGCAAAGCUACUAUACCUUUUCACUCUCGGGGAGCGGACCCAUUUUGGCCAGAUCGAAUGUCUCAAGCUUCUUGCAUCGCCACGGUUCGCAGAUAAACGGUUAGGAUACUUGGGCACGAUGUUAUUGCUAGACGAGAACCAGGAGGUGCUGACUUUGGUCACAAACUCGCUCAAAAACGAUCUCAAUCAUUCCAACCAAUAUAUCGUCGGACUUGCUCUAUGCACGCUAGGAAACAUUGCUUCAGUUGAAAUGUCUCGAGAUCUAUUCCCUGAAAUCGAAACCCUCCUCUCUACUGCGAACCCAUAUAUCCGACGAAAAGCUGCCCUCUGUGGUAUGCGGAUAUGCAGGAAAGUGCCCGAUCUUCAGGAGCAUUUCCUCGAAAAGGCAGCAGCGCUUCUGUCCGACCGUAACCACGGCGUCCUACUCUGCGGCCUCACCUUGGUGACGAGCCUUUGCGAGGCCGAUGAGGCCGAAGGGGGAGAGGAAGGGGUCGUGGAGAAAUUCAGACCGUUCAUUCCAAGCCUUGUGCGCACAUUAAAAGCGCUGGCGAGCUCAGGAUAUGCGCCAGAGCACGAUGUCACUGGCAUCACAGAUCCAUUCCUUCAAGUGAAGAUCUUACAGUUAUUAAGAGUACUCGGACGGGGUGAUGCGCAGACGAGUGAACAAUUCAACGACAUUCUAGCCCAAGUUGCAACAAACACUGAUUCCUCGAAGAAUGUUGGCAACUCGAUUCUAUACGAAGCGGUCCUAACCAUCCUUGACAUCGAAGCUGAUUCAGGGCUGAGAGUGCUUGGGGUUAAUAUCCUUGGCAAGUUUCUCUCCAAUAGGGAUAACAAUAUUCGCUAUGUGGCACUGAAUACGCUCAUCAAAGUUGUCGCUGUCGAGCCAAACGCUGUCCAAAGACAUCGGAAUACCAUCCUCGAAUGUUUGCGUGAUCCAGAUAUUAGCAUCCGGAGGCGCGCGCUCGAUCUGAGUUUCACACUGAUCAACGAGAGUAAUGUCAGAUUACUGAUCAGGGAGCUGCUGGCCUUCCUGGAAGUUGCAGACAACGAAUUCAAGCCAAUAAUGACCAGUCAGAUUGGCGUCGCUGCUGAUAGGUUUUCGCCGAACAAGCGAUGGCACAUUGAUACCAUGCUCAGAGUGCUAUCACUUGCUGGGAACUAUGUUAAGGAGCAGAUCCUGUCGUCGUUUAUUAGACUUAUUGCUACAACGCCAGAACUGCAAACAUAUGCUGUGCAAAAGUUAUAUGCCAGCUUGAAGAAGGAUAUUACCCAGGAGAGUCUGACACUUGCCGGCGCAUGGUGUAUUGGUGAAUAUGGCGAUGCUCUCCUUCGAGGUGGCCAAUAUGAAGAAGAAGAGUUGGUGCAAGAAGUGAAGGAGAGCGAGGUGGUAGAUCUAUUCUCUUCGAUCCUAAAUAGCAGUUAUGCUACACAAAUCGCGACCGAAUACAUCAUCACAUCGCUAAUGAAACUCACAACACGCUUUUCGGAUCCAGCCCAGAUUGAUAGAAUCCGACGAAUACUGCAAAGCCAUUCGGCUAGUCUGGAUGUUGAAGUACAACAGCGUGCGGUAGAAUAUGGGAAUCUUUUCGGUUAUGACGCGAUCCGGAGGGGUGUUUUGGAGAAGAUGCCCCCUCCCCAGAUUAAGGAGGAGUCGAGGGUGUUGGGUGAAGCCGCGAAGAAAUCCACCAAGGCAACCAAGCGAAAGUCAAAGAGUGCGAAACCAGCAGAAGAAGACCUGUUAUUUGAUUUGAUGGGCGAUGGCAGUGUCCCAUCAACGGAUCUUGGUGCCAAUGGUUCAUCGAACAACGCAGACCUGCUCGCUGAUAUUCUUGGCGGUAGCCCAUCACCAACAGCCACAUCUCCUACCCCACAGCAGUCCAACAUGAGUUCGAUUAUGGAUCUCUUUGAUAGUUCUAGCGCGUCACAAUCUCAGCCACAAGCAGCUACUCCUUCAAACGACCUCUUCUCUGGGAUGUCGUCACCACCACCCCCAUCAGCAGCACCAUCAAUUCCUACUCACUCCUGUUACGGCCAAAAUGAUCUCAACAUUGCCCUUCAGUUACAACGAAAUGCUGAAGGUAUGAUACAAGUAUUGGCACGAUUUCAGAAUACGUCAAUACAUCAGUCCUUAUCCGCCGUUGCUCUUCAAGCGGCUGUCCCGAAGACCCAGAAACUUCAAUUAAACGCGAUGUCAAGUUCGGAAUUGGGGCCAGGCGAUGAAGCGACCCAGUCCAUGAGAAUUACAGGAAGUAAAGGGGUAAGUGGUCCUUCGACAUUUGUUACACUACCUGCUAAUUUUGAAUCAGCCUCCGUUGCGUUUGCGCCUGAAAAUUUCAUAUACGCAUCCCUCUGCGGGGCAGGUGUCGGAUCUGGUAAACUGGUCGGAACCUGUAUGAACGUAAAAGACCCAUUGUUAGAUAGAAGCACACUGCCUUUCACAGCAUUCUCGCCGCCUCAAAGCAUGCUUAGUUCUCGCCGAGUACAAUGCUCGAUAUCAGAACAUGGCACAGGUCUUAAUUCCGACGAAAUUAUUGUGCCAUCAGUAUCGGUGCUCGAACUGAGAGGACCCACCGUCCGAGACGAAUUCAUUGACGCGCGGAUCAAGAAUGGGUUCGCUCAAAAAUAUGGUUGCCUCCUAGUCCUGAAGAUACCGGCCUAUUUUCUUCGGACAACGAUUGGAGCAUCUUCUUCUGUCGAACUAGGGUUCAAUAUGGGUACCUAUGUCGCGCAGAAGCUAUCACCAGCGAAUAUUUACAGCAUCACGAUAACGAAAUCGAAUCCAGCUUUUAUGGAGACGGUUCGGGAGACAGAACGUAAUGCAAAAAACAUGGAUAGCCUCCAGGUUUUAAUGGACAAGCUGGAAAGUGGUGAACCCGUAGGCGCCCAGUUUGGCGAUAUUGACGCGAGUACAAGAGGGUUACGUGAUAUACUUGGCAUCACCACAGCUUAUUUCAUGUCGCAGGACCGAGCAUUUCGCACCAAAUGCGUCGAAAAUGGGUACGGUGAACUUCAUCGUGGAUCCAUCACCGUCGUCACAGCAGGCAUUCCUGUAACGGUCCGAACUUCGACUCUAUGUCUCAAUACCGUGAUAUACCACCAUCGCGGCGACCCUCAACAUUGGAUCAUUGUCCCUCCUUCACAAAAAGCAGCUUUUGAGGAUCGAUUGGUCCAAGAAUUUCGAACACAGAUACCGACCCAGCACUGCUCCCAAUUCGCUCGGCAUCUUGGGAUAUGGAUCCCGCCGAAGAUUCUGAAAAUAUGGGAAAUCAUAUUCUUCGAAGUCACCAUGCGCGAGAAGGAAUUCAUGGUUAUAUUCCCACAUGCGUAUUACUGGUCAUGGAGUGAAGGGUUUGGUAUACUAGAGAGCAAGAACCAAGCUGGCAAGGCCUGGGAUCAUUCUUCCUAUAGGGAAUGCAGCCCGGAUAGUCUGCUCUGUGGGAUAGAGGGAUUGGCUGAGCAACUGCUACCUUCACCCGAAAAUACUCUUAGAAAGGUUGAAGAUGUGUUGGAAGAUGAAGAGAAUAAGCUUAAUUUGUUAGCCCAAGCAUAG